Molecule: messenger RNA, 951 nt
Organism: Soboliphyme baturini
Lineage: Eukaryota; Metazoa; Nematoda; Enoplea; Dioctophymatida; Soboliphymatidae
Source: the annotation of a GenBank genome assembly
AUGAAACUGUCAGAAAGCGUGAAACGGAAAACUUGCACUUGUCAUCGCGUAUUGCGCAGUUACAAAAAUUUAAUUCUGAACUCGAAGAAGAAGCUGCAGCAUAUAAGCAUCGUCUUACCGGGUAGCAGCGACGACGGCAAGAGCAGGCCUCCAGCUAAACCCUGCAAAGACAUAAGCGAUGACGAACCAAAAACAUGCAGUAGAACCAAAUAUGUUUCCUGCAAGCGGUAUAUCGAAGUAGUGUUUCAGUUCAAAUAUCAGGGCGCAAACUUUUCGAUGGAAGGGAAUUUUGGACAGGACGUGAAUGGAAGAAUUUCGCUAGCAUCAUUCAUCGGCAAGAGACUUACGAACGUUUGGACUCAAAGAGCAACAGCAGUCUCUACCAGCGGUCAGACUUCAUUGCACUGCUGCCAGACCAGUUCUGAGGAAUUUCGUCAGAAGCUUGUGAGUAGCGAGCAAAAAUUAAAAGAAUCCGUAGAAGCGUCUGCACGGGCUCACGCCGAAUCCGAGUUGUUGCGCGAACGCCUUCACACUGCGUCCUUGACAGAAAACAAACUGAAGGAUUUGAUUGAGCGCACCCAGAAGUCCCUGAAUGACACUCUUGCCUCAGCCGAAAGCCUGAACCAACAACUGGCCGCCUGCAAAGCAAGAGAAAAGGAAAUGAACGAAAUAUCUGCACUGCAAUCGCAGAUCAGUGAUGUUACUCUCUCGGCUGACUUUGCACAGAGGCUUAGUUGCUUGGAAAACUUCUCCAAGUCAUUGCUGCAGCUGCCUUUCGGACUCCAUCGCUUGAAAUGCGCUCUUGGAGUACCACCUCAUCGAAUUCCUCCGAUGGUUGUGUGCGGUUUGCCAUUCGAAAUUCGUUUCUCUCUCGAUCUUCUCCUCCAAGUGGAUGUUUUCCGCAUCAGCCUGUUAUCUCUGCCGGUUGUAAAGGAUGAUACACUGCUGUGA